UGUCCCCCCCUGCAGGUGAUGCUGCUGUGCUGGGUGAAGUUCCUCCCCCUGCGGAGCCGCCAGGAUGGAAACAGCACCAUCAGCUCGGGGAAGGCGGCGGCCAUCGCCUCCACCUGCAUCAUGGUGCCCUUCGGCCUCGUCUUCAUCGUCUUCGCCAUCCACUUCUACCGCACGCUCGUCAGCCACAAGACGGACCGGCAGAUCCGCGAGCUGGAGCAGGUGAUCCAGCUCCAGAGCCAGCUGGACCACCGGCCCGAGAACGAGGACCUGAAGCCCCCCCUCCACUUCGCUUAACGUGCCCCCUCUCGUUGUUGUUCUGUGUGUGUGUGUGUGUGUGUGUGUGUGUGUGUGUGUGUGUGUGUGAGAACACGUCCAAAAGGCAACAAAAAGGA
Molecule: messenger RNA, 392 nt
Organism: Etheostoma cragini (Arkansas darter)
Lineage: Eukaryota; Metazoa; Chordata; Actinopteri; Perciformes; Percidae
Product: calcium release-activated calcium channel protein 1-like
Exons: 1
Biological process (GO): store-operated calcium entry
Cellular component (GO): membrane
Molecular function (GO): store-operated calcium channel activity
Source: RefSeq, a predicted model, not a curated record